Theileria equi strain WA is the source of this 1092-nucleotide messenger RNA. RefSeq lists its product as hypothetical. The record is from RefSeq and is a predicted model, not a curated record. The transcript has a single exon. The coding region runs from base 1 to 1092 and encodes 363 amino acids. Lineage: Eukaryota; Apicomplexa; Aconoidasida; Piroplasmida; Theileriidae.
AUGAGUGAAGUUAAAGUGGUUUUCAUUGAUAUUGACCAAGUACCUGGAAAAGGCCUCCAAAAAGAUGAUGAUAAUAAUAAUAAUAAAUACUACUACAAUGAUAAGAAACAUGAUGGUGAAAGAGUAGAGAUAAUCCUACUUAACCCUGUAUGUUGCCCUGGAUAUUUAACUCUCACAUACAAACCAAACAACCCUGGAGCUAAGAUCAUUGGCAUUACGGAAAGUGGGAUACAUAAGGGUGAAUUUAAUGGCAAUAUCACAGAUUGUAAGAGUGUUACAGUCUAUUAUUGGUCAGGAAAUAGGGACUAUAAGGGUUCCUUAGUUGUUCAACUGAGUGGCGCAAGAGAUUCAUACUACACAAAUUCCGGUGGCGGUCGCUGGGAAGAAGAAGAGAUCAAUUCUGGUGCUUUAUUGACUACUCUAGAUGGAAUAAACUGCCCGCUAAAGAUUCAUCCUGUUGAUAUUUCACAGAAAUCUGGGUCAUCUUACAGUUGUCCUUCCUGCAAUCAACCAAUAACCACUUUAAUUUCUUCACCUAUCGACGAUAAAUACACUAAAGUCACUCAUAGUCCUGAUGGACUAGUUGGAAGAUUGAAGGAUGAUAAGUAUAAUAUUACCAACAUUCCCAUGACAAGGGAAAUAGGUAACAUCUACGUGUACUGGUAUCAUAAGGAUGGAGGAGAGGGUAAAUCAUUCUUAAUUUGUCUACCAUAUCCUAACAUUGAUAAUGAUUAUUCCAGCGGCGAUAUUUGGUACAAGAGAGAAUCUUCUGAUGAUAAUACAUGGACAAAAGUAGAUAAUAGUCCACCAUCUAGUCAUACAGAUUGUAAGAAUAUCCUAAAGCUUCUCCAGAAUAUAUCAGGUGGAGAAGAAGUUGAAUCUGGGACCGGCAACUGUAAAGAGAUUAAAUUUGAAGACAGUGAAGAGGAACGGGAUGAUUCCGCAUCUUCAUCAUCCUUGUCUACUACAAGCCCACAUAGACUUUCCCCUGGAGCCAUAACGGGAAUAUCUAUUGCAGGUAUAGGCACCGUAGGGAGUGCUCUAGGAUACGGUGGAUGGAAGCUGUUUCUAUUUCUCAAAAAUCGACUUUAA